CCCUACCGCGCAGGCGUCGCGGCCGGGGGGCGGGGCCGGGCGGCGCCGCGGUGCGCAGGCGCAGCCGUCGGUGGGUCGGGGUUCGGCCGCCUGAGAGAUCCUGAAGACCCCCGGGCGUCGCCUCUUCGCAUCUCAAAAUGGACAACAAGAAGCGCUUGGCCUACGCCAUCAUCCGGUUCCUGCACGACCAGCUCCGGCACGGGGGGCUCUCGUCUGACGCCCAGGAGAGCCUGGAAGUGGCCAUCCAGUGCCUGGAGACCGCCUUCGGGGUGACGGUGGAAGACAGUGAUCUGGCACUCCCUCAGACUCUUCCGGAAAUAUUUGAAGCAGCCGCCACUGGCAAAAGCUCCUCUUUGCUUUGGGGCCAGGAGAUGCCACAGGACCUGAGGAGCCCCGAGCGAACCCCGCCUUCGGAGGAAGACUCGGCUGAGGCAGAACGCCUCAAGACUGAAGGAAACGAGCAGAUGAAAGUGGAGAACUUCGAGGCUGCCGUGCACUUCUACGGAAAAGCCAUUGAGCUGAACCCGGCCAACGCCGUCUAUUUCUGCAACAGAGCCGCGGCCUACAGCAAACUGGGGAACUACGCCGGGGCGGUGCAGGACUGCGAGCGGGCCAUCUGCAUAGACCCGUCCUACAGCAAAGCCUACGGCAGGAUGGGCCUAGCGCUUUCUAGUCUGAACAAGCACACGGAGGCCGUGGGCUACUACAGGAAGGCCUUGGAGCUGGACCCCGACAACGAGACGUACAAGUCGAACCUCAAGAUAGCGGAACUGAAGCUGAGAGAGGCGCCCAGCCCCACGGGAGGGGUUGGCAGCUUCGACAUCGCCGGCCUGCUGAACAACCCGAGCUUCAUGAGCAUGGCGUCAAACCUAAUGAACAAUCCCCAAGUUCAACAGCUUAUGUCCGGGAUGAUCUCUGGCGGCCACAACCCCCUGGGGACUCCCGGCACCAGCCCCUCGCAGAACGACCUGGCCAGUCUCAUCCAGGCGGGCCAGCAGUUCGCCCAGCAGAUGCAGCAGCAGAACCCCGAGUUGAUAGAACAGCUCCGAAGUCAGAUCCGAAGUCGGACCCCCAGCGCCAGCAACGACGACCAGCAGGAAUGACCGCCCACCCCCCCCAGCAACAUCGGGCCCUUCCCAGCCGACUGGAAGCCUUCUCACGUUUUGCUGUUUUCUCCCAUUGGACUGCCUGCCCAAGAGAGAAAAAAGAAAUUGGACCUGCAUGUUAAGACGGAUUUUUAUUAUUUUUAGUUUUUCCCUUCGCCCCCCCCCCCUUUUGUACUCUCUCACGGCCCACAGACCCUUCUCGAAACAGAGCCAGCAGCUGUGAACACAGACCAGCACCAGUCUCCCUCCUGGCCCCCUGACAACCCAGUCACUAAAGUAUUUUCUAGAAUA
Messenger RNA from Ceratotherium simum simum (southern white rhinoceros), 1397 nucleotides. NCBI's taxonomy places the organism in Eukaryota, Metazoa, Chordata, Mammalia, Perissodactyla, Rhinocerotidae. The record is from RefSeq and is a predicted model, not a curated record.